Messenger RNA from Thalassophryne amazonica, 2001 nucleotides. RefSeq names its product DEAD (Asp-Glu-Ala-Asp) box helicase 56 (gene ddx56). The coding region runs from base 69 to 1730 and encodes 553 amino acids. Gene Ontology annotation, cellular component: nucleolus. The record is from RefSeq and is a predicted model, not a curated record. The transcript is spliced from 14 exons. NCBI's taxonomy places the organism in Eukaryota, Metazoa, Chordata, Actinopteri, Batrachoidiformes, Batrachoididae. Gene Ontology annotation, molecular function: ATP binding; RNA helicase activity; nucleic acid binding.
AAGCAGCAGAAGCGUGACGUAAGAUUGACGAAAACAUUUUGCGACGCACGUGUGCGCGCGCUGGGAACAUGGCUGCGGAUAAGUUACAGUUUCAUGAGAUGGGUUUAGACGACCGUCUGUUAAAGGCUGUUGCUGACUUGGGUUGGUCACAGCCCACUCUGAUCCAGGAGAAGGCCAUCCCUUUGGGCCUGGAGGGCAAAGACCUGCUGGCUCAAGCUCGAACUGGAUCUGGAAAAACUGCAUCGUAUGCGAUCCCUGUUGUGCAGCGCAUACUCACCUCUAAACAGAGUGUUCGUGAGCAGGAUGUCCGAGCGUUGAUCCUUGUUCCAACCAAGGAGCUGGGACAACAGGUUCAGACUAUGAUGCGCCAACUAACUGCCUACUGCUGGAGGGACGUCAAAGUGGCUGAUAUAUCUGGCAAGGCCGACUUAUCGACACAGAGACCUCUGUUAAUGGAGAAACCUGAUGUGGUUGUGGGUACACCAUCCCGUGUGCUGGCCCACCUCAACGCCCAAAACUUGGUCUUGCGUUCAUCCCUUGAGACAUUGGUCAUCGAUGAAGCUGAUCUGCUUUUCUCCUUUGGUUUUGAGGCAGACCUUAAAAAGUUGUUAUGUCACUUGCCAAAGAUCUACCAGUCAUUCCUGAUGUCGGCUACAUUCACUGAGGAUGUUCAGGCCUUAAAGGAGCUGCUGCUGCACAAUCCUGUUGUCCUGAAGCUUCAGGGCUCUCAGCUCCCUGACAGCAGUCAGUUGCACCAGUACAGCAUUAAAUGUGCUGAGGAGGACAAGUUCUUGCUCAUUUACACGCUGCUGAAGUUGCAGUUGAUUCGAGGCAAGACUCUGCUGUUUGUGGGCUCAUUGGAGCGAUGCUACAAGCUGAAACUCUUCUUGGAACAGUUUGGAAUUCCUGCCUGCGUGCUCAACUCGGAGCUGCCGGUCCAGUCCAGGUGUCACAUCAUUACCCAGUUCAACCAGGGCUUGUACGAUUACAUCAUCGCCACAGACGAACAGAGUUUGGCGGAUCCCACUGCUGUGCCCCAGACAAGUAAAACCAAAGGCAAAGCAGCAAAGGGGGGAAGACACAAAGAUAAGGAGUAUGGAGUCUCCAGGGGUGUUGACUUUCAGAAUGUUGCAAACGUCAUCAACUUUGAUUUUCCAACAAUUGUAGAAUCCUACAUUCAUCGAGUUGGAAGAACGGCAAGAGCAGAUAACCCUGGCACCGCGCUGUCUUUCAUCUCUCACACUGAGAUGGUUGUGCUGUCAGAGGUGGAGGAGGCCCUCAAAGGAGAUAAUGAAGAUUGUGUUUUAAAGCCUUAUGAAUUUAAGAUGGAAGCGAUUGAAGGAUUCAGGUACAGGUGUCGGGAUGCGAUGCAUACAGUCACGAAGCAGGCGAUAAAGGAGGCCAGACUGAAGGAGAUCAAACAGGAGCUCCUCAAUUCAGAGAAGCUUAAGACGUAUUUUGAAGAUAACCCCAGAGACCUGCAGCUACUGAGACACGACAAAGAACUGCAUCCUGCUGUGGUCAAACCCCACCUGAAGAACAUCCCAGAAUACCUCAUUCCUCAGACGCUGAAGGGGGUCUUAAAUCCACUGUCAUUCAAGAAGAGGAGGAAGAGGGAAAAGUCAAACUCUCAUGGUGUCACAAAGACCAGUUUUAAGAAGAAUGUUCAGGGGAAGAACCCACUGAAGAGUUUUCGCUACAGCAGAGGGAAAACCAGAAAGAAGUCGUAACUGUGUCGCCGCUCAGCCGUUUGUGUCUUGACGUUGGACCCAACUCACAUUUAAACGGCCUGGAUUUUGGAUUAAUACCAUCUGGGACCUUGACUGUUAAGAGGUUUUGGGCGUGUGAACAGUUACCACAGUGCAAACUUUCUAUCUCCAGCAGGAAUACAAAAAAAAACAAAAACAGAUUAUUCAAGGAAUUGGUUCUCUGUGUUACUUAUUGAUACAUCAGGUCUGUUUGCAAGUGACUAUUAAAACCAUUCUUUUAUCAACUUCUUUU